AUGCGUACCUCUCGUACCUUUCGUGCCCUUUCCAAAAAACCUCUCCUUCUCUCUCUCUCUCCCUGGUAUGUACUCACUCUCGACUGCACAGCACUUGUCCCUGACUUCUCCAGGAACACGCUCACACACUCGCUUGACACGGCAACUCUACCCCGAGUCUCCCCCCAAUCCAAGAUCAGGCUCGUACCUGUAGCCCUUCCGUCGAAACGCAAUCUCUGCAAAACAAUGUUUCCUUCUCUGCAAACACACGGGGACAUCACGGCCCACUCGCCUCCCCUCGGCUCCCUUCUCCCCCCCCCAGCCACCUUCAUCCGAAUCGCCCCACGUCUCUCAUCACUCACUCAUCAUCCGUCGUCCAACGCUCACUCACUCUCUUGGAAUAUGUACGCACGAACAGAAAAACAAACAACUCACACACAUGAUCGAUCCACUGAAGCACCAGCAGCACCAGCGUCGAUUCAGCACACUUUCCAUCCUCCCAUCCCACCCAUCCCCUCAGAUAGGCCGGACCGUCCACAACACCCACACUGCGCCCCCCGCGCGACCGCUUCCCUUCCCUCUUCGCCCGUUUCAAGCGUCCGAGGUGACACAGCCGGACCGAAGUCCAGUCCAAAGAUGCAAAGUCCAAAGUCCCAGAGUCCACAAAAAGGCCCAAUCACGAGCCAAACAUCGCCCGUCGCGCUGCACCACUGCCGCAUCUCUCCCACACGCGUCGACCCGAAGGUUCGACGUGCUCGGGAUGCCCAGAAGACCCAUACAACCGGCUAG
This is a messenger RNA of Colletotrichum higginsianum IMI 349063, 768 nucleotides long. RefSeq lists its product as uncharacterized. The transcript is spliced from 2 exons. NCBI's taxonomy places the organism in Eukaryota, Fungi, Ascomycota, Sordariomycetes, Glomerellales, Glomerellaceae. The record is from RefSeq and is a predicted model, not a curated record. The coding region runs from base 1 to 768 and encodes 255 amino acids.